GAAUUUCUCUUCUCUUUUUCUAAUAGUUUAUUUUCCUUUAUUUAUUUUCGUUAAUUUCUCUCUCUAAAUUUAUUUCUUUCUCUCUCUAACAUUCUCUUAUCAAAAGUGAAAUCGAAGCUGCGAGAAAAAAAAAAAAUAGAAAAAAAGAAAAAAGGAAAACAGAUCGGAGUAAUACGAACCAGAAUAUAACUGAAACCCUAACCCUAGCCGCAGUUUUAUCCACUUCUGACCUCACCCGCUCGCGCCAGAUUGAAGACGAGUCUUGGAAUAGAGGGUUUCUUGUUCAUGGAAAGCUGCAUGCGAGGAGGAAUUGAGGCUCAGGUCGAUCUGAAUUGGGAUUAGGAAUCACUAGGUUUUCGACUAUGGAUUGUUUGUGUGGUUAUUGUCGGUGAUGACCGGAGGGAGAUGUCACCGGCGGAAGAAGAUGAUGGGCAGGGGUGCGGUCGGAGGUUGUGGCACCGAGGAGAGGCCUUGUCCAGUGUCUAGGGUUCCGGUGAAGAUUCCGGCGACUCUACCGGAGGUUGCAGAGAAGACGGUGUCGUCAGUUAGUGUCGAUUUCUUUUCGCAAGCUAAGAAAUCUUUGUGUUUGCGCUCUCCGUUUGAUAGUUCCGAUGAGGCUUUGGUAUCGACUGUGCCCACCUUGCCGAGUGGGUUGGCUAGAUUUUUGUCUAGGCAGUCAGAUAGUCGGAAACGGCACAAGAAGUCUCAUUCGGGUGCGGAGAAGAAGAAGUCUUCUCGGCCCAGUGAAAAAUCCAAAAUCUCUAACAUUUGGGUUGAAACUGAAGAGUACUUCAGGGACUUGACAAUGUCGGAUAUAGACGCGUUGUCCGAGGUGUCUCUGUUUAGUACUUCAGCUACUCGCAAGUAUUUCUUGAUUCCGGGUUUGGGAAAUGCUAGGGGAGCACAUGCAGGUUGUUGCAGUGAAGAGAAGGUGAAGUUCAGCAAUGAAAAUGGGAAUUUCCAAGAUGAGAAUGUAAAUUCUGGACAUGCAAAUGAGGUCGUUAUAGAAAACGCUACUGGUGAAAAGGAAAAUGAGAUUGUGAAAGAGGAGGUAAAAGUAGAGGACGACGAGCAGUCUAUGGACAUUGAUGGUGUGGAAGAUGCUGAUAUGGCCCAGAAAACAAGUUCUUCCGUUUCAGAACCGUCUCGCGGUCUUGAAUGGCUUUUAGGUUCGAGGAAUAAGAUUUGUUUGACUACGGAGCGUCCUUCGAAGAAACGAAAGCUUCUAGGGGGUGAUGCAGGGUUGGAGAAAGUUUUGGUAGCUUCUUCUUGUGAUGGGAAUACAUCCUUAUGCCAUUUUUGCUCCACUGAUGAUUCGGGGAAAGAAUUGAACCGGUUGGUAUCCUGUAGUUCUUGUCAGGUUUCUGUUCAUCGGAAGUGUUAUGGCGUACAAGAGGAUGUAGACUCAUCAUGGCUGUGUUCAUGGUGUAAACAGACGACUGAUAGUAAGGAUUCAACAAAGCCAUGUGUCCUUUGCCCGAAGCAGGGUGGUGCUUUGAAACCUGCUCAUAAAAGUGUUAAGAAUGAAGAAUCCGUGGAUUUUGCUCAUUUGUUUUGCUCUCAGUGGAUGCCCGAUGUUUAUGUUGAGGACUUAGUGAAGAUGGAGCCGAUUAUGAAUAUUGAAGCAAUAAAAGAAACUCACAAAAAGCUAGUGUGUAACAUAUGCAAGGUGAAGUGGGGCGCUUGCGUUCGGUGCAGUCACGUUUCUUUUCUUUUUGGUUCAGGAAGUUGCAGGACUUCUUUUCAUCCUCUAUGUGCAAGGGAGGCUAGUCACAGAAUGGAAGUUUGGGGAAAACAUGGUUGUGAUAAUGUUGAGUUAAGGGCUUUUUGUUCAAAGCACUCGGAAGUACUGGAUAAAAGCAUUACCUAUCGGUCAGCAAACCCUUCUGUAGUUUCUGGAAGUAAUUCUGAUUCCAUGGACCAUCUUUCUGAGAAGGAAAAUGUUAGCCAUAGAAAUGGAGAAAAUACUGCAGUCCAAUUAGAAGUGCCUGACAUCAUUUCUGACAGGCGUGAUGGUGAAUCUCAAGGGUGGAAUGAUUCACAGCCACCUAAUGAUCUGGGGACCCUUGAAUGGGGCAGUGAUGAUGUUAAUGUAUCCAACUCAAAUUUUAUAUUAAUUUUGAAGAAGUUGGUUGAUCGCGGGAGAAUAAAUGUGGAAGACGUAGCAUCUGAAAUUGGCAUCUCAUCAGAUUCUCUGUCUGCCUCGCUUGCUGGUGAUACUGUAGUCCCUGAUGUGCAGUGUAAAAUACUUAAAUGGUUUAAAAGCAAUGUGCACUUAUCUAGUCUACAUAAAAAUUUGAAAGAAUCUGAUGUUGCGGAUCCUGUAGCUGUUAAAUCAGUACCCCCACGACGUAGAACCAAAGGCAAUAUUAGGAUUUUAAAUGAUCCCAAAAUGUCAAAACAGUCAUCUCAGGAGAUUUUUAUUGACAAAGAGUCAAUAGUGAACGAGGUCAAGGCAGAUCUACCAAUUGGCAAAGAACCUGAGAAAUCAAGCGAAGUAUCCAUUCUCCAUACUGUUGAAAAGGUACUAUUGAACUUGACUGAUCCUGGAGGGGUUCAACUUUCUACAUCAAUGUGCUUAAAUGAAGCAGGCAGCCCAGUUGAACGUUCAAACUGCAACUCUCAACAAAGUGGUCAAGCAGAGGAUGUUUCUAUUCCUCAGGAUUCUUCGGUGAAUGCAGAUGAAAAUCCACCUUGUUCAGUUGCAGAUUUAGCUGUUCCUAGUCUCCUAAAAACUGAAGCAGAGGCCUUUCAUAGUUUCUAUAUGCAUCCAGAUAUUUGCAAGAAACUACUGCAGAUGCAGAGUAAGGUGGAUGUAAAGACAGCUGCGACAUUUGAGUUUAAUGAUGGUUCCAAAGAUGGGGAUAUAUCUCGUUUUGAGGUGCCCACUAACACCAGCGACUGUUGUAUUCACCCAACUAAAUAUCCAAGGUGCGAAGAGAAGACUUGUAAAGCUGAUGGAGUGACUUUAGAAGAGUUAGUUUUGGCUAGGAAAAUGGGAAUUCUGGAUCUUUCUCCCAAAGAUGAAGUGGAGGGGGAAAUCAUUUAUUAUCAGAGCAGGUUGCUGAGUAAUGCAGUUGCAAGAGAGCGCUUUACUGAUAAUUUAAAAUUUAAUGUUGCCAAGAGUCUGCCACGGGAUGUUGAUCUGGCUAGUAUGAACAGAUGGGAUGAUGUCCUUGUUACCCAGUAUCUUUAUGAGCUUAGGGAGGCAAAGAAGCAAGGGAGAAAGGAGAGAAGGCACAAGGAGGCACAAGCUGUGCUAGCAGCUGCAACUGCUGCUGCUGCCGCUUCUUCUAGGUCCUCUUCAUUUAGGAAAGAUGCCUUUGAGGAAACUACUCAUCAAGAGAACAUGAUGAAGUUGAAUACGACCAGUGUGAGGUUUGGAGGUGGUUCUCAGCUGAUCCCACGGGCAAAAGAGACUCUUCAAAGAGUGGCUGCCCCUAGGAUUUCGCUAGAGAAGCAAACUGAUUUUGCACAGUCACUUAUAGAUUUCUCUAAAGAACACCCUAGAUCAUGUGACAUCUGCAGACGUUCUGAGACAAUAUUAAAUCCUAUCCUAGUCUGUUGUAGUUGCAAGGUUGCAGUUCACCUGGAUUGCUAUCGUAGUGUUAAGGAAUCUACUGGUCCAUGGUACUGUGAGUUAUGUGAAGAAUUAUCAUCAUCCAGAAGUUCUGGAGCUCCAGCUGUCAACUUCUGGGAGAAACCUUAUUUUGUUGCUGAAUGUGGGUUGUGCGGUGGCACAACUGGCGCUUUUAGGAAAUCCUCUAAUGGUCAAUGGGUCCAUGCUUUCUGUGCUGAGUGGGUCUUUGAGUCAAGAUUCAAAAGAGGACAAGUAAAUUCGGUUGAAGAAAUGGAGACUGUGUCAAAGGCAGUGGACUUGUGCCUUAUCUGCCGUCGCAAAUAUGGUGUUUGCAUUAAGUGCAAUUAUGGCCAUUGUCAGGCAACAUUUCAUCCAUCCUGUGCCAGAAGUGCCGGUUUUCACAUGAACAUAGUAAAGACCUCUGGUGGAAAGCAGCAGCACAAGGCUUACUGUGAAAAGCAUAGCUUGGAGCAAAGGGCUAAGGCUGAAACACAAAGACACGGAAUUGAGGAGUUAAAGCGUUUUAAGCAAGUUAGGGUUGAGCUAGAGAGGUUACGUCUUCUUUGUGACAGGAUCAUCAAACGUGAAAAAUUAAAGCGGGAUCUGGUUUUUAGCUCACAUGAGAUACUUUCUGUGAAAAGAGAUCAUGUGGCUCGUUCUUUGCUUGUUCAAAGUCCCUCCUUUCUUCACGAUGUCAGUUCAGAAUCCGUUACAACAUCUCUUAAGGGCAACACAGAUGGUUAUAAAUCAUGCAGUGAAGCAAUUCAACGUUCAGAUGACAUAACCGUGGACAGCACAAUUUCUGUCAAGCACCGAAGUAAAGUGUCUGGUACCAUGGAUGACCAAAGGACGGAAGAUGACUGCACCACAUCUCAUAAUCAUCUUACCCGGAACCAUAUGGAGAGGCCACAAUUUUCAGGAAAACAGAUUCCUCAUAGACCUUCCGUCGCCAGUAAUCUCGUAGAUGAUGGAGGAUGGAGGUCAAAGUUGAAAAAGCAAGAGACAUUUGGGAAAGAGCUGGUAAUGACAUCAGAUCAAGCGAAUGUGAAAAACAUGCGCUUACCUAAAGGUUAUGCAUAUGUUCCUGCUGAUUGUCUUUCAAAUGAGAAGCAGAUCAAUCAGGACUCCUGCUCUGGUGAACCAUUAGAACCUGGUGGGUAGCAAGAGAUAUGAGGUUGGUUUUGAUUUUGCACCAAGGAUAAAAAAAUCCAAAUCCUUCCUGGUUCCCGGAUGUGUAUUUCCCAUGCAUUUUCUUUUUUGUCAAGCUGAACGGAGGCUCCUGAAACUGCAAUGCUUGUCUGAUUAAUGAGGGGACCGCUGGGUUAGGUUUUUUGCCAUUGCAGCAUCCCUGUGAAACGGAAAGAUGUCAUCAUAUUGUAAGUUUAGCAGGGAGGUUGUUGCAGCAUUGUUGUAUAUUCGUGAUGAGAGAUUAAUUGUACAGUGGGAGUGGGUGGAGGAGGGGGCCUAUUAUUCCAUUUAUAUUUGUUAGAAAGUCAAUGUUUCUUUCUGUAUGUUGUUAAUGUUGUCCUUUUAGAAGGAUCAAAAGCGAAGCUCAUCUCAUCUCCAGCCCAGAUCUGGUUGUAACAUUGCACAAGAAGAUCAAGGGAUCAAUCACCUACUGUGCCUGUGCCUGUGCCUGCUCUGUAAAGUUAGUGUAUAUAUAUUCUUACAGCAACAGUCUCAUCUUUAGGAAAUUAGUUUCGCUCAAUUGGAUUGGAGCGAUGAAAUUAUUUCUAACCAGAUUGUUCUCUUUAUUUUUUUUCAGUUUAUUCAUUCUAUAUAUUUUGCUAUCUUCUAUAGGGCAUGUAGCAACUAAAAUAGUUGGAAGGAAAUGGUUUCGCAUUGUUAAUAAUAAUUUUAGAUAUCGGGGUUGGAGUA
Molecule: messenger RNA, 5458 nt
Organism: Humulus lupulus (European hop)
Lineage: Eukaryota; Viridiplantae; Streptophyta; Magnoliopsida; Rosales; Cannabaceae
Exons: 20
Coding region: 392-4741 (1449 amino acids)
Biological process (GO): regulation of transcription by RNA polymerase II
Source: RefSeq, a predicted model, not a curated record